AUGGACGCCCAAGCCUACCUCAUGCGCCACGGCUGGUCCGGCCCCGGCAACCCUCUAAACCCCAAUCGACGCCCCGGCACACACAGCGGCCUCGGUCUGACGCGCCCUCUGCUGGUAUCUCGCCGCGAAAACAAAAUCGGAAUAGGGAAAACCUCGACCAAAGAUCCUACGAAUCAGUGGUGGUUACGCGGGUUUGAGGAGGCGUUGAGAGGGGUUGGCACAGAUGGGACGGCGAGUCCGAACACGGCAGUGGGCGGAUUGGCGAGGGAGGAGAAUACGUUGACGAGGAAUGGAAGUCAGUUGUAUAAGUUUUUUGUUAGGGGGGAGGUUAUUCCUGGGACGCUUUCGGAUAAGAAGAAGGCUGUCGUUUUGGAGGUGAAGGGGGAAAUAUCGAUCAAAGAUAAGGUGAAGAAAGAGAAGAAAAGGAAACGGGACGGGGAGGAAGAUGAUGAGAGCAGGAGGUUGAGGAAGGAGAAGAAGAGAAGCAAGAAACAGAAAACGGAAAGUUCUGGGAGCGCAACUCCCGCGGAGCAAGACUCGGACUCGCGCAAAGCUAGGAAGAAGGAAAAGAAGGAGAAGAAAUCCAAGAAGGAGACAUCGUCCAGGAAUGAUAACUCGGCUUCAGACGAAGUUGAUACUGCGCAGCCAACGGAUUCGAAAGAACGGAAACGAAAGAAGAAGCGUACUGAAGAUGGUGAUCAAGAUAUUGAUGCGGAUAGAAAAGCAGAGAAACGCAAGAAGAAAAAGGCUCGUCUCUCUGAAAACGGGGAGCAAGCCACACCCGAUUUGUCUGUGGAGGAUAAAGCAUCCAUGAAACCGGUCGAAAUAGAGACGAAGAAAAAGAAGUCGAAAUCGAAAGACAAAGGAGACAAGGAGGAAAGGGAAAUGAAAGAUAAAGAAAAGAAGAAACGGAAAGAUAAAGCCGGUUAG
Molecule: messenger RNA, 930 nt
Organism: Talaromyces amestolkiae
Lineage: Eukaryota; Fungi; Ascomycota; Eurotiomycetes; Eurotiales; Trichocomaceae
Exons: 1
Coding region: 1-930 (309 amino acids)
Source: RefSeq, a predicted model, not a curated record